Molecule: messenger RNA, 2616 nt
Organism: Galdieria sulphuraria
Lineage: Eukaryota; Rhodophyta; Bangiophyceae; Galdieriales; Galdieriaceae
Exons: 2
Coding region: 136-2553 (805 amino acids)
Source: RefSeq, a predicted model, not a curated record
UGUCUCAUUGCCUAUGUUAUUGUCGAAAGAAAAAAGACAAUCGAUUUUGGCGCCUUUUUCAGUCGAAAAUGAGAAUGGAGGAUUGUGUUUCCCAGCGGAUGUGUCAUCGUUUUGCUGGUCUUGUCGUUGACUGGCAUGUUUACACAGUUUGCUAAAGACCUUUUUCGUUAUUCUGAUAAGAUGGAGAAGUCUUCUGUUUCCGAUAUUUCAUCACCUAGAAGCAAAGAAGCACAACAAAAGCUAUUAGAAUUAACAAAGCACGGUUUGUUGAAAGUGGGUGAAAAGGUGCAGUUUUAUUACAAGGCCAAAGAGUUCGCAGCACAAGUGACUUCUGAAGGCUGCUUGUUAUACCAGGGGGAAAAUGGAGAAUCGGAACUCUUUCUUUCGCCUUCAGCGUUUGUUAACACAUUGGCAAAAAGACAAGGCCCUUCUAGUCGUGGAAAGUCGAAGCCAAAGUUGAACUUGAACGGUUGGGAGUUUUGUUUUGUGGCUGGUGUUAGUUUGUCGCAACUCAAACAACAGCUUGAAUCCAUACUACAAGCAGAAGGCACAGCAGGAUCUUCCUCAUGGAAAACAAAUAUAAAGUCGCAAGGAAAACAAGAGAGUGAAACUGGCGACACAGAAUCGCUUCUGAAAGAACAACAAUCAUCGGACCCAGAAGAUUCCAGUACACCUUUGAAGAAGAAACCAAGAAUUGAGAAGAACGAAGACUCGUGGGUUGCUGAUGCACAAAGGUUGGAAAAGUCACAAGAACAUUCUGCAGAUAUUUCACAAGUGGAGGAAGUGGUUGAAGAACGACAAGAAGAGGAAGAGAAAGAAAAUGAACAAGGUAAACAGGAAGAAGAUAGUCAACCAUCGGAGUCGGAAAAUGACGAUGGUAAAAAUCUGAAGAAACGAACUACUCGUCUAUCUUCAGGUUCUAUCAAACACAUUAGUUAUACCAAAGGAACCAAGCAGAUAAGCAACGAUGAAGCUUCCUCAGUAGAUCCUGAUAAAACGGACGAUGAUAAAGAACUGGACACGAUUGAAGGAACUUCAACGAGAGGAAGAAGAAGAAGACUUUCGGCAACCACAAGAAACAGUAGCCGGUUGGCUUCACAAAUAACGAAAUCUUCUAAAGGAAAACAGGAAGCUUCAUCAGACGAAGAGGAACGAUCCAUACCUCGGGUUUCCGGAAGAUACUUGAGAAGAGAUAAGGCUAGAGAAUCCAGUCCCAAAGUGAUGUCUACCCAGGAAGAUGACCAACAGAGUCAUUCAGACGAUAAUGGCGAAGUAAAACAAGAAAAUGAUGAGCUUAAUUCACAAGUGACUGGAGAAGAUGACGCAGAUGAUUUGGAAGGACCUUCAGCGUAUACGCUGCUUGAGCAGAUCAAGGAAGCUGAAAGGAUAGAGUUGCAUUGUGGUUGGUCCAAAGAAGAUCGAGAAAGUUUACUCGAUGCGUUGAGAGAUACCAAACAGUUGGAUCCAACAGUUCUUUCACAACAUAUGAUGGGAAGCAAAAGCUCUGAAGAGAUAACAGAAUAUCUAAAGGUAUUAAAGGAUAGACUUGUAGAGGCAACGAAAGACACUGGAUCGGAACCAAAUGUAUCAUUAUAUACCAUGCUAUUAUCUUUGGAGUUGCUUCACACUGGAGUUGUUGCAAAUGAUGGAGUAAUUUCUAAAAAAUUAGAACAUACUUGCAAGACUUCUAUUCAUAUGGACUCUCAGGACAAAGUUCUGCCUACUUCUAAAAGAACGAUAUCGGACACGGACAGGAUUCUGAAGAAGAUGCGAAAGGAAGUGGAAGAACUUCGCAACAAGGUUGAAAUGGAGAUGGCAGCAAGACGUGAUUUAGAACUGGAAAAGCAAUUGUUAGAAGUUCAGUUACAGGAAGCGAAACGGGCCACCGAAAGAGAAGCACGCAAGAGAGCAGCCAUAGAAGAUGAGAAUGAGGAAAUGAAAGUGCGUGAGUUGGAAACCCGUCGUCGUCUGGAUCGUUUAAAGCUUAAACUCACUGCAAUCAAGGGAGAGGUGAAUACUACGGAUGGAAAAGAUAAUAUGAAUUGUUCUGUAACAUCUCCAAGUGCAAUGCAUUCUAUGGAUAAUACAAAAGUAGUCAGUGGAGAAACAGCAAUGACAGAAGAGAAGGAUUCUAUUCAUGAAGAGCCUUGUGAGAUAGUUUCACCAUCUAAUCUUAAGGAACACAGUAAAGAGGAAAUGGAAAAGUUACAAGAAGAAGUUGAUCGUUUGAGAAGCAAAGUUGCAAGUUUAGAAACUGAAGUUAGUGACUUUCAACAAGAUGCAGAAAAUGAACGAAGACGGAAUUAUCAUUUGAUGGAAGCCAAAAAGUAUUUAGAAAUCAGCUUGAAUGAAGUUCUACACGCCUCGAAAAGCUCAUCUCCUGAUGAAAUGGAAGUCACUUCAAAUGAACAAUCUGUAACCGAGUUAGAGGCAAAGAGCAACUUUCUCCCAAAGGAUAUGAAUGAGAGAGUUUUUCCAAGUCUUUAUCGCUUCACUAGUUCUAUUGUAGCAAGAAGAAGGAAGUCACGCGCUUUCCGAAGUAUGCUAGUUUAGUUUAUUUCUAUAGAGCACAUAAGAUAUAUAGAAUGGACUUGUGUGUGGAUGAUGCUUUUUCUA